AUGGGUAUAGCCAUCCCUAAAGAAAAUCUUCCUAAAGAAGAAAAUCUUCCUAAAGAAAAUCUUAUAUAUGGGAAAAUACUCACUGUGAUUACUGUCACGCCUGCGCCUAUCGAUAUCAAUGUGAUUGCCUCUUCAGUCAGGCUGGAGUCGCUUGCUCCACAUCCACUUGACCAAAGUGCCAGAAAUGAGAUGAUUUAUGAAACUGACUCACCAAUGGACCUGGCUUCAGAUGUGCCGUUCUAUCGCCCUCCAACCGACGCGGCUUCUUCCUUUUCUCCUUCUGGUCUUCGUAGAACUGAAAUUGCUGUUUUUGAUAGAAAUUCAAAUUCGAAUAGAGAAAAAGAGCACGAAAGCGAUAUAACGCAACGAAUGGAUGAGCUGAAUAAUAUAUUCUCCCGUGCAUACCACGGCUUGCGAAAACAGAGAAAAGACGGAGAUGAGGAAUUCGAGAAAAAUUUAGAAGCAGCAGAGCUAGCAUUGAAGAAUCUUUUGACACCUUCAAACAAUCAUGGCUUCGUAACUCGCGUCGACGGCAACAAAGCAUCUAAAACUGCACGCGAAGCGAUGCAUUCGCCAGCGCUCAAAACUGAUCCGCCACUACCACCAGAUGUACAUUCAUUGGAAUAUGAGAGCCAAUACACAGAUUGA
Messenger RNA from Caenorhabditis briggsae, 648 nucleotides. The record is from RefSeq and is a predicted model, not a curated record. NCBI's taxonomy places the organism in Eukaryota, Metazoa, Nematoda, Chromadorea, Rhabditida, Rhabditidae. The transcript has 5 exons. The coding region runs from base 1 to 648 and encodes 215 amino acids.